Molecule: messenger RNA, 2946 nt
Organism: Pteropus alecto (black flying fox)
Lineage: Eukaryota; Metazoa; Chordata; Mammalia; Chiroptera; Pteropodidae
Gene: RAB44
Product: RAB44, member RAS oncogene family
Exons: 13
Coding region: 1-2946 (981 amino acids)
Molecular function (GO): GTPase activity; GTP binding
Source: RefSeq, a predicted model, not a curated record
AUGGAGACUGGACAGAGAGUGACCCGAAAAGGCCGGAAACUGGGCUCCAGCUGCCGGCGGCAGACACGAGAGCCCGCUGAUGGCCAGGAUGCCCCUGUGGCUCCAGAGCUAGAGUCCUGGUCCUCCCAGGCAGCUGCAGAACUGCAGGGCUUCUUCCAGGACUGUGGUGCCAAGGAGAGGGGCUUUGUCACCCGUGAAGACCUGGCGGCGGCCACAUUCAGCUUCCUGGGCAGUGAGGAGGAGCCGGAGAUGAUAUUUGACUGGGUGGAUGUGGAGCAGAAGGGACGCCUCUCCCUUGAAGAAUUCAGCUCUGGGCUCAAGAACAUCUUUGGUUCCCGCUCAAGCACCCACAGGCUCCGCAAAAGGAGGCCACUGUCCUCCAAGCAAGGAUCUGCAGCCACCAGGUUCCCAGUGCUGGAGGAGGCCGACACUGAGGAGAAGGAGGCAUUCUUUGCCUUCAUGGAGCAGCUGGGGACUGGCCACUUACUUCCCGAGCAGGCAGACAUCUGGCAGCUGUGGGGACAGCUGCGGCAGGAAGAACCCCAGCUGGCAGACAACUUGGAGGGUUUCCUGGCCAAGAUGACCAGCCGUCUGCAGGAGGCACGGGCCGACAAGGAGGUUCUGGAGCUGACCCUGAGGAAGCGGGACUCUGACCACCAUCGCGAGGUCCAGCAGCUGUAUGAGGAGAUGGAGCAGCAGAUCCAUCGGGAGAAGCAGCAGCUGCAGGCCCAGAGUGACUCCCGGGACCUGGCCCUCAGCGCUCAGAUGCAGGAGGCCCUGGAAGCCAAGGAGCAUGAGAUGAAACAGCUGACCGAGGGCCAAAGGGAGCUGGAGGCCCGGCUCCACCAACUCAGCAGCACAAACCAGGAGGCCAACUCAGAGAACCAGCAGCUUCGGGAGGCUGAGCGCGACCUGGCUGGGAGGCUGGAUGAGGUGCGGGAGCAGCUGCAGGUGACCAAGGGGCACCUGAAUGUCGCUAAGGGCCGAGUGUCCUGGCAGAUGGAAGAGGAACCGAGGCAAGUGGCUGCCAUCCCUGGGCUGGGGAUGAAGGCUCCCGACCCUCAGGCAGUCUCCUCUGAGGAGGCUCCCCUGCCCGGACUGUUUGGGGACAACGAUGACUGGGACCAGCUUUUAAGCAGCUUCAACAGCCCCGCACACAAAGCCUUGCAGCUCUCCUGGAGUCCACCCCCAAGCCCUUCAGGCCCCCAGACACCCCGCGUAGUCAGGCAGAUUUCUAUCUCAGAGUCACAUAAUUUGCUCUUUGGUCAGAAGCCAUCUUCAGAUCCAGAUGGGGCUCCAAAGAGUCCACCUUCAGUGCCUUCCAGGGCCAAAGAAGGGGAAAGCGUGGACCCAGAUGGGCAGGACAUCAAUCCAGAACAGCCUGUCCAUCCUCACAGCUUGGAACCUAAGGAGGAGUCAGGGCCUGGAUCUGAGACACGUUUCCACUGGGAUCUCCACGGGGCCCCAGCUGGGGAGUCAGGGAGCCUGGUAGCAGCUGCACUCAAAGUGCUCGUUCCUUUGGAGGAUGGAUCCGCUUCCCAAGUGACCUCUCCCCCUGCCCAGGACGCAGCAGGGCCCAGUAAACAGUUUCAUGACUCAGAUGAUAAGAACUCCUGGCCUGGGCCUGUCCCAGCCAAGCCACCCAGGCAGAGGGAGGCCCUCCAUCAGGUCCCAUACACUGCCUUCUCUGAGCUGGGAUUGGGAUCCCUAGGAGCCAGAGCCCCCACACCAGGGCUGGCUGAGCCCUCCCAGGGUCUGGAGCCUAGGGCUCAGGCUCCUACUGAGGAAUUGGAGCGGGGCAAACUGGGCCUAGAUGUGCAGGAGGGCAGGCCUGGAGAGCGAAGAGAAACUCAUGGCCAGGCCCUUGGGCCAGAUGAUCUGUCUGCCCUCUCCCACCAGAGUCUGGAGGAGGAGCUCAGGGCUGAGGAAAGGAAACAGGUGGGCCGAGGAGGGCAAGGCCUCAGUUUAGAGCAGUCGGUAGAGGUCCAGGGCCUGAAAACUGGGCAUUCAGAACUCCCCCAGCAAGAUUCUCUGCUCGCUUCUGUCCCAUAUGACACACCACAGGCUCGGGCUGAAGCAGAAGCCCCUGCUCCUGGAAAACCAUCACCCCUAAGGGGCUCUCCCUCUAGGGGUGUUCAGUCUGGGGGUGGAGGGCCCCAGGAGCCCACGCAAACCCUCCCCACCAUGACUGAGCUGGAAGCCCAACCUGUGCCUCCACCCACAACUUCUCACACAGGAAAACAAGGCCCCCUACAGUCCGGGGAACCAAGGGCAGAGAACGGGCCUGAAGACCCAGGAACAGACUCUGGGGAGGCUGGGGUGACCCCAUCCCUAGGAGACCCCAUAGUCAGCAAGCCUCCAGCUGACCCCGAUCACAUCUUCCAUGUCAUCUUCCUGGGAGACUCAAAUGUGGGGAAAACAUCCUUUCUGCAUCUGCUGCACCAGAACACCUUCGCCACUGGGCUGACAGCUACCGUGGGAGUGGAUUUUCGUGUCAAAAACCUGCUGGUGGACAACAAGUACUAUGCGCUGCAGCUCUGGGACACAGCUGGUCAGGAGAGGUACCACAGCAUGACACGGCAGCUGCUCCGCAAGGCUGAUGGAGUGGUGCUCAUGUAUGAUGUCACCUCCCAGGAGAGCUUUGCUCAUGUGCGCUACUGGCUGGAAUGUCUCCAGGACUCAGGGUCUGACGGAGUGGUCAUUCUUCUCCUGGGAAACAAGGUGGACUGUGAUGAGGAGCGGCAGGUGUCCACCGAGGCUGGGCAGCAACUAGCCCAGGAGCUAGGUGUCUCCUUUGGAGAGUGCAGCGCUGCCCUGGGUCACAACAUUCUGGAGCCCAUGGUGAACCUGGCCCGGUCACUCAAGAUGCAGGAAGACCGUGUAAAGGACUCGCUGGUGGAGGUGGCCGCCGAGAGAUCACCUAAGAAAUCUGGCUGCUGCUCCUGA